CCAAAUAAUAUUUGGAGAUCCUCAUUCUCAACCGCCAAGUGACGAAAUAACCAGCAGUCGCCCAUCCCUUCAAAAUGGCUCCCAAGAAGACCACCACCCGCGCUCCCCAGGAGAACAUCUCCCUCGGACCCUCCGUUCGCGAUGGCGAGCUGGUCUUCGGCGUUGCCCGUAUCUUCGCCUCCUUCAACGAUACCUUCGUCCACGUCACCGAUCUGAGUGGCCGUGAGACCAUCACCCGUGUUACUGGUGGUAUGAAGGUCAAGGCCGAUCGUGACGAGUCCUCCCCCUACGCUGCCAUGUUGGCUGCCCAGGACGUCGCUGCCCGCUGCAAGGAGCUUGGCAUCAACGCUCUUCACAUCAAGAUCCGUGCCACUGGUGGUAACGGUACCAAGACCCCCGGUCCCGGUGCCCAGUCCGCUCUCCGUGCCCUCGCCCGUGCUGGCAUGAAGAUCGGCCGAAUUGAGGACGUUACCCCUACUCCCUCCGACUCUACCCGCAGAAAGGGUGGUCGCCGUGGUCGUCGUCUCUAAGCUGCUCGCACAUGGGUGGCUUGGAUCGGACAGGAGAUUCGCUAUCUGGUUUCUCUGUGGCGUUGAGAAUCACGAGGAGAACGGCUUUUUCGCCUGGUCUCCAGUCUACACUGCAGAGCCUGGUCAGGUUAUGGGUUAGGACGCAGUAGACAGUUAUGAAUUCGCCCGAAGAAGGCCUAUGAAUCAUCCUGCUUGUCAGAUUUGUUCCAUGAUGUGAUACUUUGCAACUGUACGGUUGACGACUUAUGAUGUAGUGAGAUAAAAGCAAUUGUAUGCAUUUAUAAGCCGCUAUGUCUACGAUAUGCGAUCUUGAUCCCUGAACUCCUCGCCAAAUCAUGCCUUGUUCAUCCCUGUUAUUUUACACCUGGCUUGAGUGUCCAGAUUCCUCUACCGGCACCUCCAGUUUUGUUCAAUACUGCAACCUUAUCUAAAGCUGCUUUGAACUCAUCGCUCUGCUUCUUGCCUGGGCAGUAGGGGUUGAAGUGGUCUACCAACAUCUUGCUGGGGACUCGACCGUUGUGACGGUUGAUGAAUGUUUUGAUCAUGGCCACAAAGUCUUUAGACUUUAAAUUCUUAUCUGCGCCAGGAGUUCCUGAACGAGAACUUCCCCCACUCCCUGUAUCGAGACCUUGACGGUCUGCCAAGUUACUCAUGAUGGCUGCUGAGCUUGGUCCUCCACGGCGACGGUUAGCCCCAGGACGGCCAGCCUGCCCGACCUCACCAGUCCAUGUAACAGUGCCUAUGGGAACUCUUCGCGCCUCUGCGCCAGCUUGGCGGAGGUGUGCCGCAGCCUGGCGGGCUACCAUAUUUGCUUCUUGUUGCAGAACAGAAAUGUCCGCCUGUGCUUUCUGAGGCCCGUUCACAAUAGCCUCGUGGUCGUAGGCAUUGUUGACCGACUUUGCGAAGAUACCGUCCAACAUGCGCUUCUCAUCGUGGACAGACUUAUCUUCUCGGAAGUCUUCCAUAGCAGCUACCAGUCCCAUCUGCCGGAGCUCUUUGCUCUCCACGUCUGUUCCGCCUGCCACAUUCUGAGCUGGUUCUGACGUUUGCUCCUGUUCGCCAUCGCCGGAAGGAAGUUCAACUUCUGCUUUCUUGAAGAGCUCGCUUCGGUUGGCACUCGCAUCUUCUCCUGUGUUGUAACUGAAGAGAUCGUAGAGGUCUGACAGGUCAUAACUGCUACGCUGCUUUGGAUCCUUCAGGACUUUGUUCGUCAUGAACUGCUUGAAAAUCUGGCGGUGAUAUAUCUUCUCUUCGAUGGUCCCUUCCGUCAUAAGUCUGUAGAUUUUUACCGGCUUCUUCUGACCGAGUCUCCAUGCUCUUUCUCGAGCUUGGAGAUCUGUUGAAGGGUUCCAGUCAGGGUCAAAGAUGAUGAUGCGAUCAGCACCAGUGAGAUUAGUUCCUAAACCUCCGGUGCGAGUUGUCAUGAGGAAGACAUGAAUAUCCGGACUUUCGUUGAAUCUAUCAAUCAUUGGCUGGCGCUGGUCGACGGGUGUCUCUCCAUCCAUUCGCACAUAAGAGAUUCCACAUUCGCUGAUGCACUUCUCGAUAAUGUUCAACAUUUGUUUACCUUGUGAGAAGAGGAGCGUCUUGUGUCCAUUGGGGAUCAUGACCUUUUGCAGCAGAUCUUUUGUGAGCUGCAGUUUCGCAGAUAGCUUAGGGUUCCCAAAGUCGUAGCCUGCCUUCUUUCCCAGAGUCUUGUCUAGCAGAUCUGGGUGGUUACAGAUCUUGCGUAAUAUGUCAAUGCCAUAAAGUGAUUGUCGCCUUCGAUUCAAGAUGGCCGAGACCUCAUCCGAUUUGAUGAAAGUCUCAUACGCCUUAUGUUGGCCAUCAGUUAAUUUGCAAAACAACACUUGCUCCGUCUUUUCUGGGAGAUCGGCGGCGACAUCGACCUUUAGGCGCUGAAGUAGAUAUUCUCCAAUGGUUUCUUUAAGUGCUUCCGCGCAUUUCUCUGCUGUCAUGACCUGCAGAUUGGAUGCGUUGGCAUAGCCACCUUGACGAAUUGGGAUCUCGAAUUGUGCUCUGAAAUUGACGAGGGUUCCCAACCGCAUAGGAUAGAUAAAAUCAAAGAGCGACCACAGUUCGGUCAAGUUAUUCUGGACUGGUGUUCCUGAGAGAAUAACACGAUUCGGCGUGUUGAGUUCUUUGCAGGUAACAGUAAUUUCGGCGUUUGGGUUGCGAAUUUUGUGUCCUUCGUCCAAAACUGCGUAGUCCCAUUCAACUGGCAGCAAAGUCUCGGCAUAUGUCUGAAGGCCAGUGUACGUCGUUACCAAGACAUGCCCACUCUUGACGACUCCGUUGACGAUUCUUUGAGCAGCCUUUUCUGACUUGGUGGCUAAGGGCUGGAAAUGAUCCAGAUCAUACUCGUCUUCGAACUUGGGAUUCAUCAUACCACUGCCAGAAGCGUGCAGGAUGGACACACGAAGUGGUGGCCACCAGCGGUGAAAUUCACUCACCCAUUGUCGCAGAAGUGUAGCAGGCGCAACAACAAUGACAGGACGGCGUAGCUUUUUGCUGUAGUGAAGAGCUGCGAUGAAGGCAAUAAGCUGUACAGUCUUUCCCAGACCCAUCUCAUCACCAAUGAUGCCUCCGACGUUCUGCUUAUAAAGUUCGGCAAGCCAUUGUACGCCUGUUUUUUGGUAUCCAAAGAGCGACGGGUGAAUAUCCCCAGGCAGUUUCAGAUCAUCGCCAAAGUUGUAGUCGGGAAAGUCAGGGGCUGGUUUGAACCAUUCUUCUUCUUCAUCGUCGCUCUCUCCUGCAUCAGUAGACAUGUCGACUGCUUGCUUCCGAGCCCUCCGUGCACGACUUCUUCGAGUCACCCAGUCGUUCAACCGGGCCUUGAAAUGGGCUUCAUUGCCAUCGUCGAUCUUACUAAGAUCGAUCUGCUCUUGAUCGGCAGCCUUAGCCUUGGCUUUGUUCUGACGGCGUUGCUCUCUAAUUAGAUCAUCCUCGUUCCCUUGCUUCCAGACAUCAUCAUCGUGAGAUUCAGAACCGGAUGCUUCGGGUUCAAAAUCCGCAGACGGGCUACGCUCCUUUUGAACGCGACGUUUUUUCCUUGGCCUUAACGAGAACUCACUCUCAACAGCUGGGGCUGGUUGAGGGGGUUCAGGUUCGGAAUCAAGCUCGUCAGCAAAUCCAGGUCUGCGAAGUCGUUGAUGCGAAGCAGGCCCUUCAAGCUCUCCUCCAAGCUGUUCAGCUGCUGCCUCUUCUUCUGCAUCCAGAAUUGUAUCGGCGAGUUGGCCUUGAAUUCCUGCAGGUCGUGGUCCUCCAAUCUUGGCAAAUGGUGUAAUCUUUCCGGUUCGAAUCAGAAAGUCACGGUGGCUUUCACCGGGAAGCCUGGUAGAUUUGGACUUAGUUGAGUCAUCCACAGAGCUUUCUUCAUGACGCUUCUUUAUUCGUGCCUGGAAAUCAGAGAUGUCGUUGCUAACUUGUCUAAUUUCUUCAUCGAGUUUUGCGAUUUCCUUCUGGAUGUUCCGAGUUUGGUAGACAUUACUGUGAGCAAGUUUCUCUAGGCGUUUCUUCUCUUUGUCCAGUUGAAGCUGAAGCCGAUGCUUGGUGGCUUCCAACUUUUCGAUGCGGUUUUGAUCCUUCUUGUCCUCAGCUUCGUUGAGCGCAGCAUUGGCUUGGAGUGUGAUGUCGCGUUCAAGAUCAUUCUGAUCUCUUACGGUGCCAGUCAAAUUGCGCAGCGCAUCUUCUUCAUUGAGACCUUCGGUGUUCGGCUGCUCUUCUUUGUCUUCAUCAUCUUGAGAUGCGCUUUGUUGUGCAACAGCAACCAUUCGAUCAAGAAGUGCUGCUUUGUCGACUUCUCGAUUAUCUGAGACCGUAUCUUCAGAUACCAUGGUGAAGGGCGUGCUGGUUGCAGAGUUCACAAAGUUGCACUUCUCGUGCUCUCGGGUAAGGAGAGAGCGAGUAAUCGGUUCUGCGCUUUACAAAAUGAGAAUAUAGCCGGGUAUGGUGAGUUAGCGCUGAUGAGUCCUCAUCCUCAUGAUUCAGCGAAAGCCUGAGAUGGGUUGAAACUUCUGGGUAAUGACAGGAGGUUGAAAAUGUGCGUGAAUGAGAAUGCACCGAAUUUGUAUGGAUUACGUUGCACUUGAUUACGCGCUUCUAGCUUCGUUGAAAGACCUUAGUGGAUCUGAAAAUUCAUCUGAGGCUGGAAUCCUGGAGGGAAAAGUGAGGAAUGAUAAUAUCAAUCAGUUGCGAAAAGUUGAAGUCGCCUUUUUACGCAAAUAAUAAGCUGUAAUGACG
Molecule: messenger RNA, 4772 nt
Organism: Fusarium odoratissimum NRRL 54006
Lineage: Eukaryota; Fungi; Ascomycota; Sordariomycetes; Hypocreales; Nectriaceae
Product: 40S ribosomal protein S14
Exons: 4
Coding region: 75-530 (151 amino acids)
Biological process (GO): ribosomal small subunit assembly; maturation of SSU-rRNA from tricistronic rRNA transcript (SSU-rRNA, 5.8S rRNA, LSU-rRNA); translation
Cellular component (GO): ribosome; cytosolic small ribosomal subunit
Molecular function (GO): small ribosomal subunit rRNA binding; mRNA 5'-UTR binding; structural constituent of ribosome
Source: RefSeq, a predicted model, not a curated record